Clupea harengus (Atlantic herring) is the source of this 2627-nucleotide messenger RNA. It is a transcript of the gene ift70, whose product is annotated as fleer. The record is from RefSeq and is a predicted model, not a curated record. NCBI's taxonomy places the organism in Eukaryota, Metazoa, Chordata, Actinopteri, Clupeiformes, Clupeidae. Gene Ontology annotation, molecular function: intraciliary transport particle B binding; protein binding. Gene Ontology annotation, biological process: intraciliary transport. Gene Ontology annotation, cellular component: axonemal microtubule; intraciliary transport particle B. The transcript has 20 exons. Bases 114 to 2117 code for a protein of 667 amino acids.
UUACCAAGGCAUAGCACACAUAGCAUAUAAACACUGCGAGGGAGACACUGCUUUCUUCUUUGCAUUUGUUAAAUAUUUUGUAAACGAGUUUUUUUUUCCCCCUUAACAAAAUCAUGACGCUUACAACGAUAAAAGACGGAGAGUACACUGCAACAGUCUACAAAAUGAUUAAAGACGGGCGUUAUGCAGAAGCCAUCCACAUCCUAAGCAACGAACUGCAAAAACAGAUGAAAUCAAGGGCUGCGCUGUCACUCCUGGGUUACUGCUACUACCACAUUCAGGACUUCACCAAUGCUGCAGAAUGCUAUGAGCAGCUGAAUCAGCUACACCCCGAGGUGGAGGAGUACAAACUCUACUAUGCACAGUCACUCUAUGGGGCAUGUGCCUUUUCUGAUGCCAUGAAAGCUACGUUUCUUCUGGACAACCCAACCAGUCAUACCAAAAUGAUUAAACUGCAAGCUGCCAUAAAAUAUGGAGAAGAGGAGUAUGCUGGAGCCAAGACCUUAGUGGAGCAGUUGCCUCAGGAUGAUCCUGAUUACGACGUGGAUCUUGGCUGCUUGCUUUUCAAAGAGGGAGAAUAUGAAGAAGCCUGCAAGAAGUUCAUAUCAUCCAUGCAAGUGCUGGGCUACCAGCCAGAUCUGGCAUAUAACAUUGCCCUCUGCCACUAUAGUUUAAAACAAUACGCAUCAGCUCUCAAAUACAUUGGUGAGAUCAUAGAACGUGGAAUACGAGAACAUCCAGAACUCAGUGUUGGCAUGACAACCGAGGGUAUAGAGGUGAGAAGCGUUGGCAACACUCUGGUCCUGCAUGAAACUGCCCUGAUUGAGGCUUUUAACCUGAAGGCGGCUAUUGAGUACCAGCUCAAGAACUAUGAUGCCUCUCAAGAGGCCUUGACUGAUAUGCCUCCAAGAUCAGAACAGGAGCUGGAUCCAGUAACCCUCCACAACCAGGCCCUGAUGAACAUUGACUCGAAGCCCACGGAGGGCUUUGAGAAGCUGGCCUUCCUCUUACAGCAGAACCCCUUCCCUCCAGUCACGUUUGGCAACCUGCUGCUCCUCUAUUGUAAAUACGAGUACUUUGACUUGGCUGCAGAUGUUCUGGCCGAAAACGCCCAUCUGACGUACAAGUUUCUGACGCCGUAUCUCUAUGAGUUUCUAGAUGCCAUGCUCACAUGCCAGACUGCUCCAGAGGAGGCUUUCCGAAAAUUAGAUGAAACAGCAGGAAAAUUAACUGACCAGUUAAGGAAAGCAGCCAAACAGGUCCAAGACGCACGGCACACGCGGGAUGAUGACGGGUUGAAGAAGGCCCUGCAUGACUACGAUGAGGUGCUGGAGAAGUACAUUCCGGUACUCAUGUCUCAGGCAAAGAUCUACUGGAACAGGGAGAACUACAGCAUGGUGGAGAAGAUCUUCCGCAAGUCGGUGGAGUUCUGCAAUGAGCACGACACGUGGAAACUGAACGUGGCUCAUGUGCUCUUCAUGCAGGAGAACAAGUACAAAGAGGCCAUUGGUUUCUAUGAGCCCAUCGUCAAGAAGCACUAUGACAAUUUGGAACAGUGUAACAUUCAGGAGUGUCCCUGCAAGAGAAAGCCCUCGAUUCUCAAUGUCAGCGCAGUAGUCUUGGCUAACCUCUGUGUGUCGUACAUCAUGACCAGUCAGAACGAGGAGGCUGAAGAACUGAUGAGAAAGAUCGAGAAAGAGGAGGAGCAGAUAUCUUAUGACGACCCGGACAAGAAGGUGUUUCAUCUGUGUAUUGUAAACCUUGUGAUUGGAACGUUAUACUGUGCCAAAGGGAAUUAUGAUUUUGGCAUUUCACGUGUCAUCAAGAGCCUGGAGCCAUACAACAAAAAGCUCGGAACUGACACAUGGUUCUACGCAAAGAGGUGCUUCCUGUCGCUGCUGGAGAACAUGGCCAAGCACAUGAUCAUGCUCCGGGACACUGUGGUGCAAGACUGCAUUCAGUUCCUUGAGCACUGUGAACUCCAUGGGAAGGACGUGCCAGCCAUCAUGGAGCAGCCCCUGGAGGAGGACCGCAUGCACAUUGGCAAGAACACCGUCACCUACGAGGGCCGUAUGCUCAAGGCCCUCUUCUAUGAAGUCAUUGGCUGGAACCAAUAAAGCCUGCUUUUGUUUUUUUUUUAACUGGUUUUAUUUUCAAGCAUCUUUACCAAGUAAUUUACCUUGGUUUUGGCGGUAGACAUCAUUGGUGUCUAAGUUGGAAGUCUCUCUGUUUUGCCAGGCAGGGCUGUCAUUCCAAAGUUGGUGCCAAACCUGGUAUGUUGUCUGUACAGUAAUGGCCACCCUGGAAAGAUGGAACGACGUAGCCUUUCAUGAACUGCGUAUCACUGUUGAUUCUGUUAUGUAUUGGCGAGUGUUCUUUUUGUUGUUAUCCUAUAUUGUCUCGGCAGCCCUACAAGAACUCAUUGUAUUUCAGCUGCAGUCCAACAUACAUUAUUUAGAGUCCUUGUCUCUCGGUUGAAGCCCAGGAGGUGUUUGUGUGUGUGUGUGUGUGUGUGUGUGUGUGUGUUUAGGCGGGUGGGUGUGUGUUCAGGCGGGUGGGUUUUGGAUUGCAUGAGGAAAAAAGGGAGAGGGGAUAUUUACACAUUUAAUACGUAAUUAUUUAUUACU